UUUUUUUUUGUUCGUGUCACGACUUUAGUUCCUCAUUCAGCUCAUUCAAUUGCAAUCCAUUUUUUAUUUUUAUUCUGGAUUCAUUACUUACGACCAUAAACAACAACACAAACAACAAAACAAAGUUCUUUUUAUAUUCAUCAAUUCAAUACAACCACUAUAAUAUCAACUAAAAAGUAAAAAAAAAAAAUGGGAGCAGAAGAAUAUUUCUCAAUCCCAAUCUUUUUCAUCAUCUUUCGAGAGACUGUCGAGGCAGCCAUUAUUGUCUCCGUCCUACUCUCGUUCUUGAAUCAAGUCUUGACAGAUGAUCAAGCCGUGCGCAAACGUCUAAGUCGCCAGGUGUGGGCUGGUACUGCACUUGGGUUACUUAUUUCGCUGGCCAUGGGAGCAGGAUUCAUUGUUAUCUGGAAUCUUUAUGCUACCAACCUCUGGGCGAUCAGCGAAGGAAUCUGGGUUGGAUGCUUCUCAUUCGUGGCCGUGAUAAUGAUUACAGUGAUGGGAAUUGCCAUGCUUCGAACCAACCAAAUGCAAGAGAAAUGGAAGCUCAAGUUGAGGAAGGCUAUGGAUGAUGAAAAUGCAGAGGGUCUCGGGAAUCAAUCCCGUAAAUACGCUCUGUUCCUCUUACCUCUCAUCACAGUCUUGCGUGAAGGUUUGGAGGCCGUUGUCUUCAUCGGUGGUGUCACCUUCACAGAAGAACUUGAAGCGAUCCCCUUGGCCAUCUUGGCAGGGUUGGGUCUAGGUUGGUUAGUAGGAUUUGCCAUCUAUCGUGGAGGCAAUCGAAUGGGACUUCAUCGAUUCUUUGUAGGAUCUACUUGUUUGUUAUUAUUGGUCGCUGCAGGAUUGGUCGUCAAGGGCAUUGCAGCGUUCGAAGCAGAUCGAUGGAACAGAUUAACAGGAGCACAAUCGGAUGAUGAUGGUACAUUUGAUCCUCGAGUCAAUGUCUGGGCCCUCAAAUGCUGUGAUCCUAAAACACCCGAUGCCGGAUGGUGGGGCGUGGCCAAUUCAUUGGUCGGUUGGAGCAACGUGGCCUCUUACUGGACCAUUGGCUCUUAUAUCCUUUAUUGGGGUCUGGUCUCUGCAUGGUUGAUUCGAUCCAAGACAAAGAAGACCAAGGCUCUGACGGCUGAAAAGAGACCUCUUCUCGCAAACACUGCAGGUCACAUCGAUUCUUCUGCUACUGUUGUCGCUGCCUCUGCUCCUACUCAUGCUCCUGCUUCUACAUCUACAUCUGGAGGAUAUCGUCGUAUUAUGGAUGAUAACGAGAUUACUGUCGCCUAAGAAAAAAAAAAAAAAAAAAAAAAUUCCCACGUUGGCCCUCCUCCUCCCCGUUUUUGCCUUCCC
This is a messenger RNA of Lobosporangium transversale, 1341 nucleotides long. RefSeq names its product iron permease FTR1 family-domain-containing protein. Gene Ontology annotation, cellular component: plasma membrane; high-affinity iron permease complex. Bases 190 to 1278 code for a protein of 362 amino acids. Gene Ontology annotation, molecular function: ferrous iron transmembrane transporter activity. The transcript has 3 exons. Gene Ontology annotation, biological process: iron ion transmembrane transport. Lineage: Eukaryota; Fungi; Mortierellomycota; Mortierellomycetes; Mortierellales; Mortierellaceae. The record is from RefSeq and is a predicted model, not a curated record.